Erpetoichthys calabaricus (reedfish) is the source of this 681-nucleotide messenger RNA. RefSeq lists its product as uncharacterized. The coding region runs from base 34 to 681 and encodes 215 amino acids. The record is from RefSeq and is a predicted model, not a curated record. The transcript is spliced from 2 exons. NCBI's taxonomy places the organism in Eukaryota, Metazoa, Chordata, Cladistia, Polypteriformes, Polypteridae.
ACUCAUAAAAGGGGAGAUGACUCGGUGCAGGAAAUGGGUAUUGGAACUACCUUGGAAGACAUGCAAUCAACGAGGCGAUUAAACGGAUCUCAAGAGAUGUCUUCUACGUUGGAAAAAAAGCGCUUGGCUGCCAAAACCAGGCGAUUAAACGAAUCUCAAGAAGAAACAACUUCUAGAUUAGAAAAAGCAAGAACACCUGACCAUACCAGGUGGUUAAAUGAAUCUCAAGAGGAAAGGACUUCUAGAUUGGGAAAAGGACGAUUGGCUGCCGAAACCAGGCGGUUAAAGGAAUCUGAAAAAGACAGGACUUCUAGAUUGGAAAAAGCACGAUUGGCUGCUGAAACCAGGCGGUUAAACGAAUCUCAAGAGGAAAGGACUUCUAGAUUGCAAAAGGGACGAUCGGCUGACAAAACCAGACGGUUAAAUGAAUCUCAAGAACAAAGGACUUCUAUAUUGGAAAAAAAAACGAUUGGCUGCCAAAACCAAGCGAUUCAAGGAAUCCCAAGAACAAAGGACUUUCAGGUUGUCAAAACACACAUCUUCUGCAAAAACCAGGAGGGUAGACGAAUCUCAAGAACAAAGACCUUCUACAUUGGAAAAACAGGGAUCGCCUCCCAAAGCCAGGCGGUUGAACGAAACUCACAAAGAAACAUCAAUGCGCCUAUUCCCCUGGAAUUGUAA